GGAGAAUAUAAAAUCGAAACAGUCCACUGGCUGUAGUAACCCAGUCCAUUCAUUCACUUCACAUAAAACCCGCCCUCUCACUCGUCAUCCCCCAUCCAUUUAAACCCAAUCCAUCCAUCGAUCGUACUUGCUCUCUUUCUCUCUUUCUUCUUUUUCUUCAAACUCGCACGCGUCUUUCUAUCUAUCCACCACCCAUCUAUCCAUCCAUCCACCCAUCCCUCUAUUCACACUAACACACAAUGGCCGACACCACCCACUCCCGCGAAGACCACGUCUACCUCGCCAAGCUCGCUGAGCAGGCCGAGCGCUACGAAGAGAUGGUCAAGAACAUGAAGGACGUCGCUUCCGUCAACAAGGAGCUCUCUGUUGAGGAGCGCAACCUCCUCUCGGUCGCAUACAAGAACGUCAUUGGUGCCCGCCGUGCCUCGUGGCGCAUUGUCUCCUCGAUCGAGCAGAAGGAGGAGUCCAAGGGCUCUGAGGCCCACGUCGCCAUGAUCAAGACCUACCGUGCCAAGAUCGAGGACGAACUCGCUGAGAUCUGCCAGGAUAUUCUCAAGGUCUUGGAGGAGCACCUGAUCCCCAACGCUGAGCUGGGCGAGUCCAAGGUCUUCUACCAUAAGAUGAAGGGCGACUACCACCGUUACUUGGCCGAAUUUGCCACCGGUGACAAGCGCAAGGAGGCUGCUGACAAGUCCUUGGAGGCCUACAAGGCUGCCAGCGAUGUCGCCAUCACUGAACUUCCCCCUACCCACCCCAUCCGUCUCGGCUUGGCUCUUAACUUCUCUGUCUUCUACUACGAGAUCUUGAACUCACCCGAUCGCGCCUGUCACUUGGCCAAGCAGGCUUUCGAUGACGCCAUCGCCGAGUUGGAUACCCUUAGCGAGGAGAGCUACAAGGACUCGACGUUGAUCAUGCAGCUCUUGAGGGACAACUUGACUCUUUGGACCUCGGAUAUGCAGGAGGCCCCUAGAGCCGAGGCUGAGGCCGACCCUGCCCCUGAAGAUUAGAGAACAUCUUUGCGCACAUCUUUUUUUCUAGUUCAAUCGUACCCGCUCGAAAUAUUCAAACAAAAAAAAAAUUAAUGGGAGCCCAGAUGACGUAUUGUGAUAUUGAUGGAUCGCAAACAGUGAUCAUCCUCUUGUAAAGACUGGCCGCCCUUUCACGCUAUUCGCAACCAUCCUUACAUUUCAUUCAUUCCGGAGCAGCACAUAUAAGAGGUAAUGAGCAAGGAACAGACUGAUCAGGAUUAACGUGCCGACUGCAUUCGAUGGAGACGUACACUGAGAAAGAGGUAUGGAUGGGAAUAGGCUCCUAUGUUGCGAACCGGCUUGUCAGCUCGGGGAACGGGGUUCUUUUUCCAGGAAAGCAGCGUGACCUGUUAUAUCAGGGUCCCACACCUUGCUCUUGUAUGUGUUGCGUAUCUGAAGCAUGGCAUGGCGAUCGAUACAGCUGGAUAUUUCACGCCUCACUUUGAUGAACCUACGACCGGCCCUAUUAUCGCAUCCU
Molecule: messenger RNA, 1506 nt
Organism: Gamsiella multidivaricata
Lineage: Eukaryota; Fungi; Mortierellomycota; Mortierellomycetes; Mortierellales; Mortierellaceae
Product: 14-3-3 domain-containing protein
Exons: 3
Coding region: 240-1007 (255 amino acids)
Biological process (GO): signal transduction
Cellular component (GO): cytoplasm
Source: RefSeq, a predicted model, not a curated record